CAGUGUGUUGGGGACCUAUAUAAAAGGCGUGGGCUCGAAGGGAGGCUGCACAACUCGGGGGAGAGAAGUCAGCUGCGGUCCAGUGCCUACAAAGACUACCAUGGCCAAGGAGUGGGGUUACGCCAGCCACAACGGUCCUGACCACUGGCAUGAACUUUAUCCCAUUGCCAAGGGAGACAACCAGUCGCCCAUCGAACUGCAUACUAAAGACAUCAAGCACGACCCUUCUCUGCAGCCGUGGUCAGCGUCUUACGAUCCUGGCUCUUGCAAGAGCAUCUUGAACAAUGGGAAGACCUGCAGGGUUGUGUUUGAUGAUACUUUCGAUAGGUCAAUGCUGAGGGGCGGUCCUCUCACUGGACCCUACCGGCUUCGCCAGUUCCAUCUUCACUGGGGCUCCUCUGAUGACCAUGGCUCUGAACACACCGUGGAUGGAGUCAAGUAUGCGGCAGAGCUUCAUUUGGUUCACUGGAAUCCAAAGUAUAACACCUUCGGAGAAGCUCUGAAGCAACCUGAUGGGAUAGCUGUGGUUGGCAUUUUUCUGAAGAUAGGACGCGAGAAAGGCGAGUUUCAGCUGGUCCUUGAUGCACUGGACAAAGUUAAGACAAAGGGCAAGGAGGCACCCUUCACACAUUUUGACCCAUCCUGCCUGUUCCCCGCCUGCCGGGACUACUGGACCUACCACGGCUCCUUCACCACGCCGCCCUGUGAGGAGUGCAUUGUGUGGCUCCUGCUGAAGGAGCCCAUCACCGUGAGCUCUGACCAGAUGGCAAAGCUGCGGAGCCUCUUCUCCAGUGCUGAGAACGAGCCCCCAGUGCCCCUAGUGGGGAACUGGCGCCCUCCACAGCCGAUCAAGGGCAGGGUGGUGAGAGCCUCCUUCAAAUGAGGCUGCCGGAGCUUGCCCUCUUCAGGAAAGGAAACCUGCCAUUGGAGAGCUUGGCUCCUUGUCUCCUCUUGGUGCUCCUUCCUCCAAGUAAAUUUCAGCUUUCCACACCACGCAAUGAGUGCCAGAGUGUAAUAACCGAGAAACCAAAGUUACUUUUGACAAGACAUAAUAUGAAAACUUUUGGCCUUUGUAAUAAUCACCUUUCCUACAAAAGAAGCAUUGUUAGUGAGGUUUCAGAGAAGAAACAGGUGGGAGAGUAAAGAUAUAGAAAAAUGGGUAUUGGGCACCAUUUUUUUGUCUUCUUAAAUUUCACAGAACUUCAGUUUGACUAUUUUCGUAUUCUGAGUUGUGUCUCUUAAAGAAAUAACAAAAACUUCUGUAUGUAGGAGUGGAUGUGUAUGAAGAUCAUAGAGCAAUUAAACAUAAGCCAGAAGUAAAAAUGACUAUGCACACCAAGCAAAGAAAUGAUGCAUUUUAACCCUUAAAUAAAACCAACAAGCGGUCCGUUAUUUAUUACAACUCUAGGUACUGUAGGGAUGAUCUUUUUUGAUUAUCAAUGAAAGGAAAACCCAUUCAACUCGAGGAGUUUAAAACAUUUGAUCCGGUGUCUGAAUUUCUUCUUCAUAAGGAUGGCUGACUUUAUCCUAACAUUUUUCUUUCCCUGAAGGAGGGCCAUUUAUUUUCAAUUUUACUACUUUUCUCUUUGCAUGCUUAUUAAUAUAAAAAUCGCCUCUGAUAUCUUUCUAAUUUGAGGGUGGGAUAAUAAUUCCUGGGAUACGAAGGAGUGAGUGACUACACUUGACGUGAAAGCAGUUGCACCAAUCAUCAAAACUAAUAAAGACGUGAGUGAAAAAA
Mustela erminea (ermine) is the source of this 1738-nucleotide messenger RNA. RefSeq names its product carbonic anhydrase 3 (gene CA3). Lineage: Eukaryota; Metazoa; Chordata; Mammalia; Carnivora; Mustelidae. Gene Ontology annotation, molecular function: carbonate dehydratase activity; zinc ion binding. The record is from RefSeq and is a predicted model, not a curated record. Gene Ontology annotation, cellular component: cytoplasm. The transcript has 7 exons. The coding region runs from base 101 to 883 and encodes 260 amino acids.